AUGAAUACUACAGGCAUAAGAAGCCCUACACAGAGUUCCCAAUGUAUUCGAACUCAUGAAAGUUUUUGCACACAAUUCUGUGCUCAGGUUGACAAAUAUGUUACCAGUGAAUGUCCUCAAAGUAAUGAAAAAUAUGUGCAACAGAUAACUAAGAUUCUGUCACAGUUAUCGGAGGAGCGUCGUUGGGUAGGUGAUUUUUUUUUAACAGUACUUAUGGCUAAUGGUAAUUAUGAAAUAUUAGCUGUGAUAGGUCAUGUAAACGUCAAAACGGAUCAUGUUUUACCGAUGUUAUUGCUGGUUAUGGAAAUAAUGAAAAUUGAUAGUCUUGGAUAUGAACCCAUUAUAAUUCUACAUGGUGUGCUUGAAGAGCAGAUAUAUAAAAUGAAUGGAAAUGAUACAAAAAUUUUUGGUACAUAUAUUGCGGAGAAUUUUAUGAGCGGAUUCAUACUGAAAAAAAGCUGGUUGAGCGCUGCAACCAUAUUCAUUCAGUGUGUGGUAAAGUCAAAAGAUAAGUUCGUUGAAUGGGAGGAGAAUACUGUUGAUUGUAUGAAAUAUCGUAUCGCCUUUUUAUUGAAACUACUAAGUGAUGUUGUAAGCUGCAGUUCUUUGAAAGAGCUCGUCUUUGUGCUGAGAAAAUGUUCCCUGCAUGAGAUCCUUAGUUUAUUUGUGGAAAAAAUAUUGUGUACCGAGGCGACACCAGAAAUCUGUUUAAAAUUGAUUGUCGUGCUUCCCGAGGUAUGCGAUCAUUUGCUGGUGAAAGCGGAUUUUUCAUUCGAAGAUUUGUACAUUUUGUCAGUUGAACUUCAUGAACUGUUCAAAUCUAGCGUUAUUAUUGCAAAAUUAUUCCUUGCUCGACUAAAGCGUCAUCGGCAGCUUGUGUCAUGCAGUAGAUUUGCGCUGAUAUGCCUACUCCUGCUGUGUAAUACAACACGAUAUCAUUCGGUGAGUAUGGCAGAGCUGAAACAGAACGUCAUGAAACUACAGAAACAUUGUGACCGGUUGAAAAGAAGUGCUUGGAUUCGUGAUGUUAUGGGUGACUGUGACGUGGAAACUUUGAAAUGCAAUUUAGAUGCAGUUGUUGAAGUGGCAGUUAAUGAUACCAAGUGGUGUUCUGUUAUUGGCAGUGCACUUGAGCAAGUUGCGCUAAUGCUGCUACUAGAUAAAUGCAAUGCUGAAAUUAAAAUCUCGGAUGGCAGAAUUGCGGACGGUACUGGUGCUGUGUCACUGGGCAAGUCAAUGCUGGUCUCACUAGCCAGAGUAAAUGCCACAUCCGUCGGUCAGCUGUUAGAAAGAAUCCUUACAAUAUUGUUCACGUGCGUUAAGCAGAACUGUGCACUCGUUCUGAUUGUUGUUAAUGUAAUUCCAGAUGCGAUUGUUGAUAUUGUAUCGAAACAAACAAUACAUGUAUUGAAUGCCUGGAAAUCACUGCGAUCCUGGAUGGACAGUAUAUGCGACCUAAAAGACAAUAUUGCUGUUUCACUAGUUCGCGCUUUACUGCCAGUUAUUAUAUUACGUCCACAGUUAAUUGCCAUUAUACUUAACCGGAUGAAAAAAUAUGUACUAUGUGAUUCAACAGUUGCUACAGUUUUACCAAUAUUACUUCUCCUUCUGCGGUCAUCGACAAUGCGUUCGGCUGUAAAAAGUGAUUAUUACAGCCAGUCUUUCGCUACUUUUUCCACUCAGGCUUUACAAAACAUGGGUGUUGAAACGAAAAAUACGAAUGCAGAGCUUUCGCUGGAGAUCAUUGGAAUCUUGAAGCGAACUUUUUCUCAGCCCGCAAGUGUUAAAAGCAUGUUGUACAGGCGUGUUUUUGAGGGUAUUGUUGAAGCAGCAUCUGCCAAUCAGAAUUUGGUGACUCCGACUUUGGAUCUUUUAGUAACACAUCUUAGAACUCUGCAACAAAUAUCUCGCUGUACCUACAUUGAAUCUUUGAAAUCUUCUACUAUUCUACUUGAACCUUUGUCUGAUUUAGUCCAGGCUGUAAGCUUACUGAUGCGUUUGUCAAUAUACAGUUUACGAAACACGUCGACUCAAGUUGUAUGUGGCGAAGACGCAAAAGUAUGUCAGGCCAUGUCCGAAUUGGAUAAGCUUGCUGAAUUUGCUAUAGAUCGAGAUGUGCAUGACCUGCAGCUGGAUAAGCUUUCGGAUUUUUCAUUUUCUGUUGCUGGUCGUACAAACCUGAGUUUCGCAUCAUUGAUGAUAUCUCUUUACGACGCGCUUAUCGAACACUUAUGGAAUGUAGGCUGUGUGCUUACCAGGAGAGAAGCGACGGAAAAAGUGCUGGCGUUAUUGCGUAGACAUGAGGAAUUGAACGAAAUUUUGAAGGAAAAAUCAGCGAAAAAGAAAGAGAGCAAGGGAGAGAAAAUCACCAUAGCUUAUUCAUCUACCAUGCCUUACCUGCAGUCCAUAACAAGCAUAGUUUCACGAUUCAUUCAGAAAGUUGAUGAAGAAAGUAUCGAUAUAGACGAAGAGUGCUUGCAACUUCUUCGUGAAAAUGCAUUUGUAUGGGCGAUGGAUUGGGCACAGCGGAUUUCCAUUGAUAUAUAUAAGUGUAAUACUCGCGCACCAUUUACAGCACUUUCCUCUUUUUCAAGGACCAUGCUUCUUCUAUACAUAGGUGGUAGUUUUGUUCAUGAAUCAGCUUCGUUUGAGUUGUGGGAUCACAAAUGUACGCAAGCUGCUGUAGCUUUCUCCAACGUAAUUUCUUUGAUGAUCUCAAAAUACGGUUUUCGUUGUGAUGGUUUGCUUAUGGAAAUGUGUCAUAUCUUAGACCAAUCGAAUGGAGGUCAAAGAAAGUAUGAAAAUGCUGCAUUUUUUUUGAUUCAAUUCAUCUUAUCACGUCUAAUACCGAAACUGCUUGAGACUUAUAAAGAUUUCGAGGAACGGAAAGUGAUAUCAGAUUUUACUCAUCAAGCAUUUGCCCUAAUUGCUGCCUGUCGUGCAUUGUUCAAGCAGGUAUCAAAUCAAAAGGCGCAAUUGAAGUGUGCAAAACUUUCUCGCAAUGUAUUGCAAAAAAAUGAAAUAGCUGAUAAAACUGUAUUGAAAGAGGUUUGGCAUCUUUAUAUGUAUAUGGAACGAGCUGGUACGUGUGACUCUCAUUACACGAAUUUUUUGCGCGCUGUCGCCACUCAAAUAAUAACUGUCCUGAGCGAUAAGGAAGAAGAAACGGCUCAUUUGUUGGCAUCCAUAAAUGAUAUAACAGUGGAAACAAGUGCAGAAAUGGUUGCUGAAGCCUGCUCAGCUUCUCUAUCAGAUGCACGUUUGACAACCGAAAUGAUGUCUCAGAUUUUCAUAUCUUCAAUGGAUCUUGGUCUCGUCAAAGUGAUCGACUUAUGCAGCAGAUUAGCGGAUGUUGUUCUUUUAUUGCUCUCAGUACACAUUGAUUAUGCAGUGGCUAAAGAAUCGAUCUGUGCAUUGUUAACUGCACAAUACGAGGCACUCAAUGUAAUUGUUAAAUUGAUGCUAAAAACACAUAAAUAUAAUGAUAUUUCGGAGUGGAUGGCUGUAACGAAAUUAGCAACCCUUGCUCAUGGCAGUAUCCUCCGAAUUAUGGAGAACGCCGAUGAAAAUGUGGGGACACUGAAUCCACUUGACGAACCAUCUCUUACUCAUAAUCGAAAGGUAUUGAAGUCUCAGAAGGACGAAACGCUUUAUGUUACCUAUGUACGAUCAAGAGAGCUUUAUCAGGCCAAUCUUCUACUGCUAUGCUCAGCUCUGCACGAUGAUCGAUUAGACAUACAAGUUAGAAACAAUUCAAUUGGUGUUCGAGAUUUCCGUAUAGAUGCCGAAAAAUUACGACAGCGAGUGGAAGAACUGGGUGAAGAGGCUGAGAACGAGCGACAGAUACAAAAUGAUGAGCAAAGACCGGUUAAGAAGCGUGCACGCACUGGAAAAGAUGUUAUUAAUGUCUGA
Messenger RNA from Acanthocheilonema viteae, 3912 nucleotides. Lineage: Eukaryota; Metazoa; Nematoda; Chromadorea; Rhabditida; Onchocercidae. The record is from the annotation of a GenBank genome assembly.